GCUCGAAAGUCCACGCUAUCCACUGUACUCUUUCUUUCUCUCCAGCUUGGGUUCGACGGCAGUAGAUUCAGUUGGCAGGAUGUCAUCCGCAAAGUGCAUGAGUGGAUUUUCGGACGCGGUGGAUUGGCGUCCCAUUGAAUUUGUUAACCUUCCUUCAGUGCGAUCGUGUUCUUUGUGUCACGUGGUCCCAAGAGAGACGUUCAUCCUGGAAUGUUUCCACGCACUCUGUAACCCGUGUUACCGAGCACUUCUGCAAGGCAGCCGACUUUGUCCUUUAGACGGUGGACCAAUUCAAAAAGAGGAAGUGGAGGCACUUACCUUCAAACCAAGCCAUCUUAAGAAACAGAAAAUGCGCUGCUGCAACUCCGGUCACGGAUGCGAAUUUGUUGGAGUUUUAGACGAAGUGACGACUCAUUUCAUGAAGCAUUGUGAUUUCCAUGUUGUGCCGUGUAACGCAUGCAAUACUGUUGUGCUGCGCAAUGAUAUGGUCCGUCAUUACAGUGAGGGGCGAUGUCGUGCUGCAAGAUCAUCAACGAACGACGGAAGCCAGGUCAGCAACAACGAGAACAUUGCCGACACUGAAAGGAAGAUGAACGUUGCUUUGGACGCUGCCAUGGAGAGACUAUGCGCGAUUGAGACGCAGCUCAGUGUUCACACUGUUAGCAUCGACGAUGCAAAGCAACGCGUAUCGGCGAAUGCGCAGGCGUUAAACCGACUCCUUAACAUGCAGGAGGAAACAUCUGGUGCCAUGAUACAUCAGAUCGAAGAAUUAUCGAAAUGCGUGGAUGCCGGAAAGCGUGCGGUGAUGAAUAUUAUUUCAGAGGGCGCAGUAACGUCUGCAGAGAGUGCUGGGAGUACGUCGUCCGGCUGCAAUGAGGCUGAGAAUGCCGAAGAAGGUAGAAGUGCUUCUAGAGCUAUGCAAAACUCACCCGACCGAUGUGGAUCUGAGGCUACGGGCGAUGCGAAUAAGGUUCAGAAGACCUUAAAACUUGUACUUCGAAGUUGCAAGCGCAUUCAUGCCGUUGAAGAAAUGUUGCGGGAGCUCCAGAUACCUAAUCGUAUGAAGAAUAGUCCCGCUUAUUUUCACAUCCGGGACUUUGCCGACAUCGAGAAAGAAUCGUUGACUAAGGAGCUCGUAACUCGCACAUCUGAUAUUUUCCACUUGUCUGAUUACUCUGCUAAACUGCAAGUAGAAAUCGCCAGACAGAACGGCGUUACGUACUUGGGUGUUUUUCUACGUAUUUGCGCAGGUUCGAAUGACUCUUUCUUGAAGUGGCCCUUUACAUUGCCUUAUGCCGUGAUGUUGGUCCACCCAACUUGUGAGAAGAACAAUAUUGAAUGUUUUAUGGAUGACUUCUCAGAAUAUAUAGAUGAGUUGAGCGACUGUUUCUAUAAGCCACUAGAAUCGUCCAACACAGGCUUUGGCGAGCCUGAGUUAUACAAAUUAGAAGACGUAGCUAAGGACGGUUUUGUGUGCAACAACUCAAUAAGUGUUGGCGUAAGAAUUCUAUAAUAUGUUGCUUCGAUCUGACGACCUCAUAUUCACUAGUGUUCUGUAUUGGAAAAUUUUCUCGGACUGCAAUCAGGGAAAUGAAACAGAAACGAUGACGCAAACUGCGUUAUAUCGGAAAUAUAGCAGGCAACGGCGACAGAAACAGAAACGGAUAUCACUCAUUCAAAACACAUUCAGAACGAAAAUAAUUUACGGAAAUAAUUCGGGUACCGCAGGACCCCCAUUAUUACAGUCCUUCACCGUAUAAUUGAGAAAUAUUUAUGAAAUAAAGCUGAACGAAGCAAACUAAAAUGAAUUGAAGAACUAAAACUAGAAUAAACCAUCAAACCGGGAGCACAUAAGUAAACAUGAUGUUAUAAACAGAAAGAAGCAUAGUUUCCAUUCGCUUAAGUUGCAAGUCGGAGUAAUUCGUGUAAACCAUAUGUUCAUGCAUUAGCUAAUCAAAGAAACCAAGUGUUAUAUUUUUCAAUAAAUGUGGUCUGUUGUGUGCA
Messenger RNA from Ornithodoros turicata, 2004 nucleotides. RefSeq names its product TNF receptor-associated factor 2-like. Bases 80 to 1513 code for a protein of 477 amino acids. The record is from RefSeq and is a predicted model, not a curated record. The transcript has a single exon. Gene Ontology annotation, molecular function: protein binding; metal ion binding. Lineage: Eukaryota; Metazoa; Arthropoda; Arachnida; Ixodida; Argasidae.